AUGGCCAAAAUGCUGUCCAGCUUCGGCAAGAACCUGCUGCGCCGUCGGCCGCUGGACUUCUCCAACGAGGAGACCCAGUUCGCCCGCUGCCUGUCCACCCUGGACCUGGUCGCCCUGGGGGUGGGCUCCACGCUGGGCGCCGGCGUCUACGUCCUGGCGGGCGAGGUCGCCAGGGAGAAGGCGGGGCCGGCCAUCGUCCUCUGCUUCCUCAUCGCCGCGCUGUCCUCCAUGCUGGCCGGCCUGUGCUACGCCGAGUUCGGCGCCCGCGUCCCCAAGACGGGCUCCGCGUACCUCUACAGCUACGUGACGGUGGGGGAAAUAUGGGCCUUCAUAACAGGCUGGAACCUCAUCCUCUCCUACGUCAUCGGUACGGCCAGCGUGGCCAGGGCCUGGAGCUCCACCUUUGACAACCUGGUCGAGCAGAAAAUAUCCAGCUUCUUUAAGGCCUCCAUGGCAAUGAAAGUGCCUGGAAAAGUGCUAGCAGAGUACCCGGACCUGUUCGCCCUGAUCCUAGUCCUGCUGCUAACCGGGCUCCUGGCCUUCGGCGUGAGCGAGUCCGCGUUGGUGAACAAAAUCUUCACGGGCAUCAAUCUGGUGGUGCUGGGGUUCGUCAUCAUAUCCGGCUUCGUCAAGGGCGACGUGGACAACUGGCACCUCGUGAAAGACGACUACCUGGAGUACAGGAACGGCACCAACGUCAGCCAAGGACAAAUUGAGAAAGAAUUUGGGGAAGGUGGUUUUGCUCCGUUCGGGCUCGCUGGAAUCUUAUCUGGUGCUGCCACCUGCUUCUACGCCUUUGUGGGCUUUGACUGCAUUGCCACAACAAGCGAAGAAGCCAAGAACCCCAUGCGCUCCAUCCCCAUCGGCAUCGUGGCCUCGCUGCUCAUCUGUUUUUUCGCGUACUUCGGCGUGUCGGCAGCCCUCACCAUGAUGAUGCCGUACUACCAGCUGAACACCGACAGCCCCCUGCCCGAGGCCUUCAGCCACGUGGGCUGGGCGCCGGCCAGAUACAUCGUGGCCGUGGGGUCCCUCUGCGCUCUGUCCACCAGCUUGCUUGGCUCCAUGUUCCCCAUGCCUCGAGUUAUUUACGCCAUGGCGGAGGACGGCCUGCUGUUCCGGGUUCUGUCCAAGAUAAACACUCGCACAAAGACCCCCGUGCUGGCCACCAUUGUUUCCGGCAUCGUUGCAGCUCUGAUGGCUUUCCUGUUUGAUCUGGCAGCCCUGGUCGACCUCAUGUCCAUAGGAACCCUGCUGGCGUAUUCAUUAGUGGCUAUUUGCGUCCUAAUUCUCAGGUAUCAGCCCGGCAACCUGAAUUCGUCCAGUCAGACGGAGAAGCUGGUGGAGCUGGUGGAAGGCGAGAAGGUGGCCGUGAGCGGAGGGGACAGCGGAGACGAGUACGGCAUGGAGAUGGAAGACAGGCCCCUCAAAGAGGCGUUCACCGCCAAGCUGCUCUUCAGUCCGAGCGGAAACAGCCCCACUAAAACCUCCGGCACCAUCGUCUACGCUACCACAGCCAUUAUCUCUGCUCUCAUGACCGUUCUCUGCAUCAUCCUGGCCAACUGUCUGCCGCAGCUGCUGUCCGCGCACGCAGGUGUUGUGACACCGUGUAUCAUCUUAGCUCUGCUCUGCGUCGUCUGCGUUAUCAUCAUCUGGAGGCAGCCGCAGAGCAAAGAGGCACUCACCUUCAAAGUCCCCCUGCUUCCCUGGCUGCCCCUGUUCAGCGUCUUCGUCAACAUCUACCUCAUGAUGCAGCUGGACGUGGCCACAUGGUGCCGCUUCUCGGUCUGGAUGGUUAUCGGGUUCGCCAUCUACUUCCUUUAUGGUAUUAAGAACAGCAGCGAAGCAAACAACGGGUCGCCCUCAGGCAAAUACGAGCCGGCGCUGCAGAACAAAAGCCCGAUUUACAAGGGCGCCCCCGACGACAGUGACGUAGAGGUCGGCGGCAGCCCCUGAUACAGACUGAUUCAGACCCGAGGCGCAUUUCCGAGCGUCUGCAUCCAUUCCUGACCAUCUGCUGUGUAGGUGGCUCGGAACGCUGUCCCGGGUUUAAAGGGAGAGAGGAGGCAAGAAAAAAAAAAAAAACGCCACACACGUCUAACCUCUGACUCGGAGGUUGGUUAACUACUUGACUAUUAAAUGCUGUGACGGGGGCCAGUUCCCGGACCGUCAGAUUUUUAACAUGGGUUUUAUUUAGCCCACGCUCACGGCGAACAUUUACCUGCCUGUAUCACGUGCUUUCAAUGGAUCUGGCUAA
This is a messenger RNA of Fundulus heteroclitus (mummichog), 2254 nucleotides long. Its product is annotated as cationic amino acid transporter 3-like. Bases 1 to 1953 code for a protein of 650 amino acids. Gene Ontology annotation, molecular function: amino acid transmembrane transporter activity. Gene Ontology annotation, cellular component: plasma membrane. NCBI's taxonomy places the organism in Eukaryota, Metazoa, Chordata, Actinopteri, Cyprinodontiformes, Fundulidae. Gene Ontology annotation, biological process: transmembrane transport; amino acid transport. The record is from RefSeq and is a predicted model, not a curated record. The transcript is spliced from 11 exons.